This is a messenger RNA of Adelges cooleyi (spruce gall adelgid), 2580 nucleotides long. RefSeq names its product nose resistant to fluoxetine protein 6-like. The transcript has 13 exons. Gene Ontology annotation, molecular function: acyltransferase activity, transferring groups other than amino-acyl groups. The coding region runs from base 220 to 2448 and encodes 742 amino acids. Lineage: Eukaryota; Metazoa; Arthropoda; Insecta; Hemiptera; Adelgidae. The record is from RefSeq and is a predicted model, not a curated record.
ACUUAUGAACUCAUCUGAAAACAAACUAUAGUUGUUUCAAUAAAGUUCGGAAACCACCAGAGGUAUACGUCAUGCUUUGUGGUUAAUUAAUCACUACCGACAAACCUAGGAAAAUAUCAAGGUUUUUCUUAGGUGUAUGUAUAUUGGAAACCCUUUCCAAGAGAACUAGUUCAGUGUACAGGUUCGCAACAUUAGCUCACUUGCUUGUGUCUAGUGAGGAUGUCUGAAAUGAUUCGAACGAUCGCGAUAGUCUUGUUGGUUUUUCCGGCUUUAGUUUUUCCUGCGACUUUAAAUCAAAAUGCAACGAAAAUUAGCCAAACAAGUUUAGUGCGUCCUGUCGACUCAACAAUUAUUAACACAGUCCAUAGUAGAAACUCCAGCAGAGCUUAUCCCAAAGUAUGGUUGGCCAAUCUACUCUAUGAAACGCUAGUGAAUUUUACGGUUAGAGAUGUGGGCAACACAGCUUGUCGAAAACAAACAGAGAUGUACAUUAGGCAUUUACAAAAUGCAUCAUACUGGGCCGUUAAAAUGUCAGAUUCAUGGCCGAGAUACUUAAACGGAUUAUUAAUAGGCACUACACAUCACAUGGGUGUUUACGAUGAGUGUGUCAGUGUGCAUAGUCCAGUACAAGGAAAAUAUUGUAUACCUCAAAUCAAUAUAGAAACGACGUCCGGCGAAGACUUCACGGUUUACAGUAAAGACGCUUAUGAGAGCCAUGACCACGCGUGGCAAGAGAUUUUAGGGGGUGUAAACUAUGAUGAUCGAAUGCGAUUAAGAAACGAAAUAAGAACUGGAAUUUGUAUACCUGGAUCGUGUACAGCUACUGACCUUCAAGUAUCAUUGCAAAAGGAACUUGACAAAACGUUGUUGGCACAUAAGUUAAAAGCCCAAGUCAAAGUUGAUCCUAUGCUAUGUUCUACAGACAAGGAUUUAUAUACGUUUGAUACCGGAUACUAUUUGACCAAUAUAUUUAUUGGUUUGUUAGUGUUGAUUUGUUCUUUGUCGACCACAUACCAUAUGAUACUAUUGAUUAAAACAGGAGAAGGAGAAAAACCGAAGAAAAUGCCAGAAUUAUUAAAUAUGUUUUCAUUUGUUAAAAAUGGAAGAGAUCUGAUUAAAUAUGACAGAAAUAAUCAUUUAAAUAUUUAUAAUGGUAUAAAAGUUCUAACGAUGAUCCUAGUAUUGUUUGGCCAUAAGUUUUUAUACUAUGUAAUUAAUCCAAUCUUGAACCCUGUGCUAGUAGAAGAGAUUUACACUAAAGGUCCAUUCUUUUUAUUAACUUGUAUGAACUUGGUAGACCCGUUUUUCUUUACAACUGGUUACCUGAUGUACGUUAUGCUUAUUCCACAAUUUAGUAGAGCUAAAUGUAACUGGACGGAAGUACCGCAAGUUAUUAUUUACAAAUAUCUUAAAACAUUGCCAUCUUAUAUAAUGGUUAUGCUAUUGACGGCAUUUGUUAUCCCACACAUCGGAGAUGGACCAUUCUGGGCAUACAAAAUGUGGCCCGAAGCAGAGAAAUGUAAAAACUAUUGGUGGGCUAAUUUGUUGGCUGUCAGUAAUUUUAUUCCAGUUGAAAAUCAAUGUCUCAUAGCAGGAUGGUACAUAUCGUGUCUUCUACAGUUCCUUGUCAUUGGAACAGUGGUCAUGUAUAUUUAUGUCAAAAGGCAUAAACUCGGUACCCGUAUAAUAUUUGCUCUUUUUUGUACAUCGUUAAUAAUUCCAUUUGCCAUAACGUAUAACACCAAAUCGUAUGGAAUAAUAAGAGUAAUGGUAUCAUUCCUGUUAAACCCAGCCAACUCAUUUGAGUUUACAAAUCUAUACAGACAAUUCUACUUGCGAGGUAUACCGUUUUACGCUGGUCUGUUAGCCGGGCUUAUAGCCGAUGCUUUGAAAAAAAGAGAAAUACAAAUGUCUACGAAAGUCGCUUACGUUAGUACUGCGAUUAUAACAGUUAUUUGUUCGUAUAUUCAGAUGUAUGGAAAGGUAUUCUAUGUGAGGCACAGACCGUACAAUGCACUCGAACAGGCCAUUUACGCGGUUCUUAGUCACUGCACAUGGACCACAAUAUUGUUUUGGAUCGCUAUCUGUCAUACGAUUUCUAGUUAUGGUCCGAUUGAAAAAAUAUUCAAUAAUCGCUUUGUUGUGCCAUUGGGCAGGCUGUCGUAUCCUGUAUAUUUAGUCAAUAUCACAAUAAUGAUGAUAAUAGAAAGUGAACAAAGGGCAGCUGUGGUACCAAGGAUAUCGAAUUUGCAUGAUGGAUGGAUUGCUGGAGUAUUCAAAACAUAUUUUGUAGCUGUAUUAAUAUACUUAUGCGUCGAAGCACCGUUUGGCUUGUUAAUAAAGAAAUUAUUAGUUGGAAGUAAAUCAUCUGAGGACAAAUUAAAAAAUCAAACAAGUGGUGAAAAAGAACCUGUUCAAAUUGCUCAGAACGAAGAAAUAAAAUUGUGAUAACACAAUAUAAACUGUCGUUAUAUUUAAAGUAAAUAAUGUAAAAACGGGUUUUUUUAUUUUAUUAACGUGUAUUCCUUAUUAAUGAAAUUAGUCUGAUUAAUUAAGAACAAGCUAUCAAAUAAUAUGUAU